UUAGCCGCCCAUUCAAAUUGAAGAAUCCAAAUGGAGAUGGAGAAGAAGAGCAAAGUACUGAUAAUUGGAUCAACUGGAAAUCUAGGGUACCAUUUAGCACAUUUUAGUAUCAAAUUCUGUCACCAAACUUUUAUUCUUGUUAGGGACUCUGCUUAUACUGACCCAAUUAAACUACAAAAGAUUAACUCUUUAUCUGAUGCUGGAGCCACUGUUCUCAAGGGGUCUUUGGAGGAUGAGAAGAGCCUUGUUGAGGCAGUGAAGCAAGUGGAUGUGGUGAUAUGUUCAAUUCCAUCAAAACAGGUUCUUGACCAGAGACUUCUUAUUAGAGCUAUUAAAGCAGCUGGGUGUAUCAAGAAGUUCAUUCCAUCAGAAUUUGGAGCAGAUCCAGAUAAAGUUCAAAUAUCUGGCAUGGACUAUAACUUCUAUUCGCGGAAAUCUGAGAUUCGGCGUCUUGUAGAAGCUGAAGGCAUUCACUAUACUUACAUCUGCUGCAACUUUUUAAUGAGAUAUUUACUUCCAUCAUUAGUUCAGCCUGGUUUAAUGACUCCGCCCAGGGACAAGGUCACAGUGUUCGGAGAUGGAAAUGUUAAAGGCGUCUUUGUGAAGGAUGAGGAUGUUGCUGCCUUCACCAUUUGUGCUAUUGAUGAUCCACGUACAUCAAACAAGGUGCUGUAUUUGAGGCCACCGGGAAAUGUCUACUCAAUAAAUGAGCUAGUUGGGAUUUGGGAGAGCAAGAUUAGGAAAAAGCUUGAAAAGAUUUAUAUACCAGAAGACCAACUUCUUGUCAAAAUCAAAGAGACUCCAUAUCCAGACAAUAUGACUCUGAUUUUUAUAUACUCAGUCUUCGUUAAAGGAGAUCACACAUACUUUGAUAUUGAAUCUUCUGGAGGGUUAGAUGGGACACAGUUAUACCCGCAGUUAAAAUACACUACGAUCAGCGAGUAUCUGGAGACCUUAGUAUAACAUUGGAAGGAUCUUAACUUCUAGCAUCUUUAUCUGCUUGCUACAAUUGAUUUAGGGACUGGCCGAAGAUAUUUUCUCCAGAACCUGAUCGGAAUGUUAAGAAGUAUUUUUGCAAGGGAAUGUAAGAGCUUAUACAAUGAUGUACUUCUCAUAAUAAUACGUGAAGUGCUUGGAGUUAGUUGUAUCAUAUGCAUUCUCUUGAAUAAUUGGUUCUUGUGAUGGUCGGAACCUCGUACUCCAUUCAAUUUAUCAACAUCAUGCCAGUCCUUAUCUUGACUCUGGCAGAUUUUCGUUGA
This is a messenger RNA of Ricinus communis (castor bean), 1259 nucleotides long. RefSeq names its product probable pinoresinol-lariciresinol reductase 3. The coding region runs from base 31 to 963 and encodes 310 amino acids. Gene Ontology annotation, molecular function: oxidoreductase activity. The record is from RefSeq and is a predicted model, not a curated record. NCBI's taxonomy places the organism in Eukaryota, Viridiplantae, Streptophyta, Magnoliopsida, Malpighiales, Euphorbiaceae. The transcript is spliced from 5 exons.